CGAGAUCUGGAGGGACGCGGCGGCGGCGCAGCCUCUCUUCCCCCGGGAAGUCGUCGGGGCUUGAGGCCGGGCCCCAGACGCCCCGCUUGGCCCCGCGGCGCCGCCGAUGGUGCCAGGCGCACCUCCCCCCAGCGCAUGAGCAGCCAGCCUGCUGACCGCUGCUCCACACCUGCCCACCCCCCCACGGCCACGCCAUGUCCAGUUCCUACGACGAGGCCUCGCUAGCUCCGGAGGAGACCACCGACAGCUUCUGGGAGGUGGGGAACUACAAGCGGACGGUGAAGCGCAUCGAUGACGGGCACCGGCUGUGCAACGACCUGAUGAACUGCGUGCAGGAGCGCGCCAAGAUCGAGAAGGCGUACGCGCAGCAGCUCACCGACUGGGCCAAGCGCUGGCGCCAGCUCAUCGAGAAAGGCCCACAGUAUGGCAGCCUGGAGCGCGCCUGGGGUGCCAUAAUGACGGAGGCGGACAAGGUGAGCGAACUGCACCAGGAGGUGAAGAACAACCUGCUGAAUGAGGACCUGGAGAAGGUCAAGAACUGGCAGAAGGAUGCCUAUCACAAGCAGAUCAUGGGCGGCUUCAAGGAGACCAAGGAGGCUGAAGAUGGCUUCCGCAAGGCCCAGAAGCCCUGGGCCAAGAAGAUAAAGGAGCUAGAGGCAGCCAAGAAGGCCUACCACCUGGCCUGCAAAGAGGAGAAGCUGGCCAUGACCCGGGAGAUGAAUAGCAAGACUGAACAGUCGGUCACACCCGAUCAGCAGAAGAAGCUGCAGGACAAAGUGGACAAGUGCAAGCAGGAUGUGCAGAAGACGCAGGAGAAGUAUGAGAAGGUGCUGGAUGACGUGGGCAAGACCACACCCCAGUACAUGGAGGGCAUGGAGCAGGUGUUUGAACAGUGCCAGCAAUUUGAGGAAAAGCGGCUGGUCUUCCUCAAGGAGGUGCUGCUGGACGUCAAACGUCACCUCAAUCUAGCUGAGAAUACCAGCUACAUCCAAGUAUACCGGGAGCUGGAGCAGGCCAUCCGGGGGGCCGAUGCCCAGGACGACCUCAGAUGGUUCCGCAGCACCAGCGGCCCUGGCAUGCCCAUGAACUGGCCCCAGUUUGAGGAGUGGAACCCAGACCUCCCUCACACCACCACCAAGAAGGAGAAACAGCCCAAGAAGGCAGAGGGGGUAGCGCUGACCAAUGCCACUGGGGUGGUGGAGUCCACAUCCCAGGCUGGGGACCGUGGCAGUGUUAGCAGUUACGACAGGGGCCAGACCUACGCCACCGAGUGGUCGGACGAUGAGAGCGGGAACCCAUUUGGGGGCAAUGAGGCCAACGGGGGCGCCAACCCCUUCGAUGAGGACGCCAAGGGAGUGCGUGUGCGGGCGCUCUACGACUACGACGGUCAGGAGCAGGACGAGCUCAGCUUCAAAGCUGGAGAUGAGCUCACCAAGCUGGGCGAGGAGGACGAGCAGGGUUGGUGCCGCGGGCGGCUGGACAGUGGGCAGCUGGGUCUCUAUCCUGCCAACUACGUGGAGGCCAUCUAGCUGCCCUGCUCCCCUCCACACCACCCCCACUCCUCACCCACCACCUCCUCUCCCUGCCCACUCUCAUCCUCCUCCCCUCGCCAUAGAGUUCCAGACAUAUUUUCCGAUCAAGCUUUUAUUUUUUUAAAAGUCUAAACAGAACAAAACAAAAAAUACGAAGAGACAGAGCAUUUGCCUGGAGGCCAGGAUGGUGGGACUUGAGGUGAUGGCCCCAGGGUAGGUGAGCUCUUAAGACUUAGCCCAGCAGCAACAUCACAACAUCUGCUCUUCAGAUCCCACCAAAGAGUCUCCUGAGCCUGGAGGGGUGUCUCCUGGACUCCUGCAUCCUGCCUCAGUACCCCCAGCCUUCCCUUCCCCACCCUAGGCUGCUGGCAUCUGCCCGCAUUCUCUGGGCCUGGUUUUAUGACCUAUGCCUCCCCACCCCGCUCCCCUCCCACCACCACCUACUCUCAGAGGCCUCCCCUGCAGACCCCCGACAAGGGGGCCUCCCCUUUAGUCUUCCACUCUGCCCCGGGAGUGCCCUUCUCCUAGCGUCCCCCCAGGACUGGUGGGGCUUGAGGAGGGACGGUCACCCUCUCCUCCCAUAGAGCUUUCUAGGGGUCCCUAGACUCCCCAGGACAAGAAGAGGGAUGAACAGGAGUUGGUGACAGUGUCACUGGGGUGUAGGAGGGUGAGUGGACAUAGAACAGGCUCGGCAGAGGGACCAGGGCCCUGCUGGGACGCUUCUUUCCAGUUGUCAACACGUUGGGCGCAGGCUUUUCCUCAGAGCCAGACCCCCCCCCAGUCACUUGCAGAGACCCCGCCCCCCUCUCACAAGGCUUCAGGCAGUGGGGAGGGGCCCCAAAGCCCAGGGCAAAGCCAGCAACAGUAGCAGCCUACUCCCAUUUGCUGGGGAGGAGGGCAUCUUGCCCCCCUUCCCUCCCUCCCUCCCUCCCUCCACCUCCAUCUGAAACCAUAGACCCACUAGGCUAAGCUGGCCUCCCAGCCCUUCCUCCUCUGCUCUGGCCUGCCUGGGGAGACACUGGGGGCCUGGCAGGCAAAGGGAGAGGCAGGAGAGGUGUGGGUUUGCAGGAGGGAGGAGCCCUGGCCUCAGCAGCAGGACAGUUGCCAGCUCUUUCUUUCUUGCGCUUCUCCCCCAACCCCAGCCCUGGCCCCCGGUAGCCCCUCCUGCUGGUGGCCCUUCCAUCUCUCCAAGACGGGGUCUCAGUUAAAGGAUUUUUGUGGGUGGGAGGAGGCAAAGAGCUUCCCGAGAGCAGGAGUGUUUCCUGGGGUUGGUGAAAGGAAGUGAUGCUGGAUUACCAGGUAUUCGUACCAGGUACCAGCCAGCUUAGCCCAUAGGAGUGGGGUGGGGGUGCUUGAGAAGCCCACCAGGGCAGGACAAGACCCCUCAAGUCAGGGGAAUGGUGGGAAGGGGAGUCUCUCAGGAACCUCCGGGGUGAGGCCCUGAGACUUCCUGCAGCACCAGGUGAGGUUACUGCUCACAGCUGAUGCUACUUUUGCAGACACCCUAACCACUCGGCCCGGGCAGCACCUGGCCCCCCGGGCCUCCAGGUAAAGACAGUGUGAUACCCCAGCUCCUCUGUCACCCUCAGUCCUCUUUUGCUCCCUGUUCUCCCAACAGCCCACUCAGGACAUCGCAGACCCCAGCCUCAAGGCCCUGAGCCUGGUCAUGUGGGCACAGAGGACCCUGGCAGAGUCGCAGGGGCCUGAGCUGGGGUGGGCCUCCCUCAGGGCCAGGGAAGUUGGUAUGGGGAUGAUGGCACCUCAAUAGUCGGGCAAACUCCCAUCCCAGCACCCCUGUUCUUGUUACUGUCUGCUUUCUGGGCCUCUGCUGCAGCCUGAGAUGUGCCCUAGGCCCCUCAGAGCCUGAAGGAAGAUUUCGGAAGCCCUCGGGCCUCCAGACUCCAGAACAAAAGCCUCCUCAGCCUCUCCCCUGGGCAGGAGUUGGGUUUGGGGGCCUCUGCCCCUGGGAAGGCAGGAAGCCGGCACAUCUGCAUCUUGGGGCCUGGGCUCCCCCUCUCUGUGCCCGUGGCUUCCCGGCACCUGGGGAGGGGCUGUGGCCCUGGCUGGACCCCUGGCCUGUCCCGCUUAGCACUCUAGCUGCCUGCUUUGAGGCAGGGACUCAAAACCCCAUCCUUCUGAGCAACCACCUCCACAGCCCCGUUGGGGACUACUCUCUCUUUCAGUCCCCAGGCUCCUCAGGACCCCGGGGCGGGAGGGGCUCCCACCUGGAAGUCCCCCUAAGCUCCAGGGGCCCAGCCCCACCUGUCAGUGCUGGUGUCGGGCACUCGCCACCAAGCGUGGGGACUGCACCCCCACCUCCUGUAGCCCCGCCCGCCCCCGGAUGCUGCGCGGGCCGCCCUGCGGGGCUCGGCGUGUACUGUGUUUUGUCCCCAGUUAAGCACCGUUUCUGCAGCCUGGCUCUGCGAGGAGCCGGGGCUGCCCUGCCACCCGCCACCCUAGGCUUCUUGACUCCAUUAGUCCAACACU
Messenger RNA from Hippopotamus amphibius kiboko, 4019 nucleotides. It is a transcript of the gene PACSIN1, whose product is annotated as protein kinase C and casein kinase substrate in neurons 1. NCBI's taxonomy places the organism in Eukaryota, Metazoa, Chordata, Mammalia, Artiodactyla, Hippopotamidae. Bases 195 to 1529 code for a protein of 444 amino acids. Gene Ontology annotation, molecular function: phospholipid binding; protein binding. The record is from RefSeq and is a predicted model, not a curated record. Gene Ontology annotation, cellular component: cytoplasm; plasma membrane; endosome. The transcript is spliced from 10 exons. Gene Ontology annotation, biological process: neuron projection morphogenesis; plasma membrane tubulation; neuron development.